UUGAGCAUGGACUGGAAACUGUGUAUUAUAUGUCAGAGAUCCACUAAAGAAGCUCUUCAAUGCUCGGCAAGAUCUAAACGUAAAGAUGCUGGGGCUGGCUAUUUUUCGUUUAUUCGCAGUGCUUUAGGAUAUAAGGCUGAAUUGGGAAUGAAGUGACCCAAAUUGACAUAGAAAGCCCGGGGAUAGAACAGACCUUGACAAUUCACAAUGCAUCUUGGCAUAAGUCAUGCAGAGAUCUAUAUAAUAAUACGAAGCUUGAACGUGCAAAGAAAAGAAAAUUAGCUAAAACUGACAAAGACGAAGAUAGACCCGAUGAAGAACCUUCCAGCUCAAGUCCUGUCAAGUCCAGGCGAUCAUCGAUUUUGACCAGUCCUGUGGUUGCUCAAAACCUUCAAUGUUUUUUCUGUGACAAGCAAGAUAGCCCUGAUAACUUACAUUGUGCUUCGACCUUAGAG
This is a messenger RNA of Paramuricea clavata, 455 nucleotides long. The record is from the annotation of a GenBank genome assembly. Lineage: Eukaryota; Metazoa; Cnidaria; Anthozoa; Malacalcyonacea; Plexauridae.